Molecule: messenger RNA, 1569 nt
Organism: Rotaria sp. Silwood1
Lineage: Eukaryota; Metazoa; Rotifera; Eurotatoria; Philodinida; Philodinidae
Source: the annotation of a GenBank genome assembly
AUGUCUAAUACAAAUACUUUUUCAUCAAGCGUACAAACAUAUAAUCCAUCAGAAAUACCAUCAAACUGGCUUGAUUGCCCAAGAAAAUCAAAUAUUAUUGCUGGAAAAUUUAUUGCGUUUAAAACACCAUUAGAUGAUCAAUAUAAAACUCAAAUUUCUAUUGCAAAACGAUGGACAUGUAAUAUUUUAAUUAAACAUGUUAAAGAUGAACAAAAAAACCUUGGUCUUGUUAUUGAUUUAACAAAUACAAACCGAUAUUAUAGAAGUGAUAUUGAAUUUAUUCAGAAAAAUAUACGCUAUGCAAAAAUUCCAUGUCAAGGUAUCAAUGAUGCUAUCGAUCUGUUUGCUAAAGCUCGAUCGCCAGGAAUUUAUAAACAAGAUUAUUUAGAUAAACUUAUUGAAAAAUUUCCGAUGAAGAAUUUUAUAUCAAUUCUUGCACCAUUACGGCCUACAUGGUGUUUAGAAAAUAAAAUUGUUACAUUAAAUGAAAAUAAACGUAAAUACAAUGAAAUAGAUGAUCAAAAACCUCAUAAAGAAUUUCGACAAGAAAAUUCUAAUCAUGUAUUUGCUGUUGAUCUUAUUAAUGUUAAACCUGUUUGUUCUCAAUCUAUUGUUGAUAAUAUUCGGUUAAAGUGCCAACAAAUGUGUGCAUGGGAUCGAAAAAGUUUUCCAGGUUCACAACCUAUAUCAAUGGAUUAUACAAACUAUCAAACUAUAUUUUUAUCUCCUUAUAUGGUUAGCUGGAAGGCAGAUGGCACCAGAUAUAUGAUGUUAAUUGAAAGUGAAAAUAAUAUUUAUAUGUUAGAUCGUAAUAACGAUGUAUUUCAAAUUAAUUGUCUACAAUUUCCAAAAGAUUCAAAUUGUACAAGACAUUUAAUAAAUACAUUGGUUGAUGGUGAAUUUGUUAUUGAUAAUGAUAAUGGAAUUAAACGAUAUCGAUAUUUAGUUUAUGAUAUUGUAGUAUAUGACAAUGAAAAUGUUAGUCAACGAUCAUUUAAAGAACGUCUUGAUAUUAUACGUCAUUCUAUUGUCAAUGUCAGAAAUGAAGCUAUAGUAAAAGGUUUUAUUCAAAAAAAUUUAGAACCAUUUUCAAUAAGAAAUAAAGAAUUUUGGGAAUUAUCAACAGUAUCUAAAUUACUCAGUCCAGCAUUUCAAUCACAAAUUACUCAUGGAUGUGAUGGACUUGUAUUUCAAUCUGUACAAAAUCCUUAUCAAUCUGGACGAUCUACACAUGUAUUAAAAUGGAAAAAAGAUAAUACAAUUGAUUUUCGAUUGAGAAUUCAUAGAGGAAGACGAUCUCAAGAAAAAAGUGCUCUUCUAUUUGUAAAUGGCAAGUCAAAGCCAUACGCAUUCAUGCGUUAUUCACCAGAAUUAGAUCAAUAUGAUAAUCAAAUUAUUGAAUGUUCAUAUCAUAAUGGUGAAUGGUAUUUUUAUCGACAUCGUGCCGAUAAAUCAUAUCCUACUGCACUAGCAACAGCCGAUGGUGUAACUACAGCUAUAAACCGCCCAAUAACUGAAGCUAUACUUUGUUCAUUUAUAGAAGAAAAUAUAGCUUUUGUUAAUUAUUAA